Molecule: messenger RNA, 773 nt
Organism: Zootoca vivipara (common lizard)
Lineage: Eukaryota; Metazoa; Chordata; Lepidosauria; Squamata; Lacertidae
Gene: CCDC73
Product: coiled-coil domain containing 73
Source: RefSeq, a predicted model, not a curated record
AUGGAUGAAGAAUUCAAUAAGGAAGCACCUGCCUAUACCUUACAAAAUUCCGCCGAAGCAUUGAUUUCUCUUCAGCUAUCAGAUUUUAAAACAAGUUUUCUGGAGGCAGUAGAAGAAUUGCGUAUGAGAAGGGAGACUGAAAGUCAAUAUGAGGAACAAAUUAGCAAAUUUGUUGUUGAAGUACAGGAGCUUGAGUGGCAAAAGAUAGCUCUUCAGGAUCAUAAAGAAGCAUUAAACAAACAGCAUACAGAAGCCAUGGCAGCUUUUAAAAAACAGUUCCAAUUAAGACUAUUUGCUGCAGAAGAAGAAAAGGGAAAAUGUUUACUUGCUAUGAAAUCAAAAGAAAGAGAAAUGGAAGGACUGAAAGAAACAUUAAAAAUGUUACAGAUUUCAAAUUACUCUUUGCAAAAGAAGCUUAACGAAAUGGAACAAAAGUUGCAAUUACACGUAUUAGCAAAGGAGGACCAUCAGAAGAGUCUCAACGAGGUUGAAAAAUGCCAUACAGUUAUCACAUGUCAGCUGAGAAAAAUAAAAGACGUUCACGCGAGAUUAGAGCAGAAUGGUAAAUAAAUAUGUGAUGAACCUAGGAGAUGAUCCAGCCCUUAUGUGUGAAGGCUGAGAAAUACAGCAAAACUCAUGGGAGCAGGGGAGAAUGACAGCUUACCCCUUAUUGGUGGUCUUCCACAGGAAGUGACUAGAUGGACAGAUAUGUAGUGGAAUAACCUGUAACCAGAUAUGUAGUGGCACACCCACAGCCAGCAACUGGACACAAA